Haliotis rubra (blacklip abalone) is the source of this 2390-nucleotide messenger RNA. RefSeq lists its product as uncharacterized. Bases 1 to 1821 code for a protein of 606 amino acids. Lineage: Eukaryota; Metazoa; Mollusca; Gastropoda; Lepetellida; Haliotidae. The record is from RefSeq and is a predicted model, not a curated record. The transcript is spliced from 18 exons.
AUGGCGGCCACCGAUUCAGAAAGUAUACAUGAUAAUAUGACAAGACUUCGUAUGCGUAUGGUACAACAGAAACUUGCAAAUGAAAGAGACAAAUUGCAACACAGGCCUUCCAGUGUUUCAAGUAGUGACGAUAAUGUAGACCAGCUGAAGAUUCAGCAGGCUAUGCUAAGGAGACAGGAGCUUAUAGACAGAAUACGCCAAGAACAAUUGUCCGAUUUGAACCGUCCAAGGUCGCACGUCGAGCGACGUCGCUACACACCAGAUCCCCUUCCACCCCCUCCGUCACGACUUUCAUUACCAGAUCUACAUAGGCAUUGCCACUACCGUCACACUUCCAACAACCGAGCACCCAUCGGAACCGAUAUGUCUCAAGUCAAGCAUGUGAUUGAACACAAGUACCGUCAGCCUGAACUUCCAGCUGUUCACACAUACCAGUUACCGCCAAUAGCCACCCCCCCAGCAAUCAUUCAGCCCGCUAUGCAGCCCGGCUACGCAGCCAUGGCUUCCCCUUCCCCUAUCAUUACCACUGUCCCACAAUUCCAGACGCUAGAUCUGGUAGCUCCACGGAAAGAAGAAAAGAGCACCUUCUUUAACAAGGGAGAAUUCAUGGAUAUGAUGAUGAUGCAAAAUGCCCAAAUGCAUCACAUGGCGAUGCAGCAGAUGAUGGUGCGGAAUCUCCAGGGGUCAGCACCCGCACAGUUAGCCACGCCCGUAGCUGCUGCACCCGUAAUGCCUGCUGCUCCAGUCUAUCCAAGACCAGUGUACCACCAUCACUAUGGCGGCAUGGCGGCACCAGCGGCGCCAAUGAUGUACCACCACCAGUCAAUGCCAAAUUACGAUAUGUCGGGUGGUUUUUAUCCUUUUCAUCACCUGCCAGGAUUAAGGGGAAGGUCAAGGUUCAGAAGGAAAUACGACGGAGAGUUUCCACCCAAUUCCAAGAAAACUCCUGAUGCUGCCAUCCAGGGAAUUCGGCGCCUCCGUCAUAUUGCGUAUUGUGCUUGGUUUAUAGCCUGUCUAAAAGCUUCUGUCAAGAAGAAUAAAGGCAGUAGACCUAGUAGCGUGUUCUUGUUCGGGAUUAUUUUGAAAGAAAUAGUGGCAGCCCUUCAUCGGUUAUAUCUCAAUCCAACUGGCAAUAUAUAUCCUGUGAUGGGUGACAUCAUAGGACCUAAUGCAAAAGACCUUUCAUCACUGGUGGGUGGACGGAAUAUCACACGAGACCAGGCUCAGCUGCUUCAAGUACUUGCCUAUGUUGUGGAAAACCUCAUCUACCAUAUCACAGAGAUCAUGCCAAGGUCAGGUGUGUUGGGGACCCAUCGAAAAGCAGCAGUAUUUGAACUUAUCAAGAAUGGCCAACGCUUUCCUGAUGGGUACUUCUGGCAAGUGGAAUUGGACCGCCUCCAGUUCAAUGGUUCAGGCAGGACAACAAAUAUCGGACAACAGGAGGCAUAUCUGCUGUUGCUUGGGAUCUUCGUCUCCAGGAGUCUAAUCACAACUCUGCUGCUGAAGCCAAUAGACUACGGUCUUUCUACGGAACCCCUGAGUGAUAUCCAUCAGCGGAACCUCAAGGUUCUGUCCACUGUGUUGCUGUAUGUAGUUCGCAAAGCCUCAGGACCAAAAGGACAACCAACAAUGCCUAUCCCAGGGGAGGUGGUCAAGUAUGUGUUCAGGGACGAUGAGAUGAGAGGUAUCCACCUAUCUCUAAGGAAGACAUAUGAAUAUUGUGAGAACCUGCUACGUGAGUGGGGUGCUGAGUACAUCAAGAGACUAAGGGAGGCUGCUGCUAGUGAUCCUCGAGGAGAGAAGCUAACAACGAAAAAAUAAUAUUUGAUGAUGAACUGCUGGGAGAACUUCAGAAGAACAUGUGAACCUUUCAUGAGGCAGCAAUCAACUUAUGUUCAAAUUUCAAGUUUCGAGGAACAUAUUUGAAACUGUUUAUCAUCAAACUCUUGAACUGUUUAUCAGGAAGCACAGAUUUCCUGUAUAGGUAUCACCCUUGAGCAACACUGGAUGCGGAAUACUUUCCCCACGGUAGCAAUCCUUCAUUAUCCAGACCGCAAGUGAUAAUCCAAUGGAAGAACAAUAGAAGUUAGGGAUCAUGAACAUAUUGGGGGAUUUGUUCGAGACAUGGGAGUCCAAUCUUCACUGCAAAAUACACCCCACAAACUCAUGAUCCCUAAUCAAAUAGUUCAAAUUAGUGGAUAUAACCUAACCAAGAACACAUUAUGUAUACUCCACAUGGUAUUUAUCUGACCACAGUUAAAUGUUACAUUAUUACAUGUGUAUCUGGUAAAUAUAUGAAAGUGAUAGAUUACUGUGAUAUACUACCAAAACUGGACGGGUUAUGUUAAAUAUGUUUAAUAAUGUGUAAACAUGGAUUCACAAAGUGUAGA